This is a messenger RNA of Euleptes europaea (tarantolino), 1342 nucleotides long. It is a transcript of the gene CYTH1, whose product is annotated as cytohesin 1. The transcript is spliced from 13 exons. The record is from RefSeq and is a predicted model, not a curated record. Gene Ontology annotation, biological process: regulation of ARF protein signal transduction. The coding region runs from base 283 to 1302 and encodes 339 amino acids. NCBI's taxonomy places the organism in Eukaryota, Metazoa, Chordata, Lepidosauria, Squamata, Sphaerodactylidae. Gene Ontology annotation, molecular function: guanyl-nucleotide exchange factor activity.
AGGCCAAGACACAGCCCAUUCCCCUUGACAGGGCUGGGCUCCCCAGCACAUGGGCUACUAGUGCACCGAUGGUGCGUCACAGGGCUUGCUGUGACAGCGGGCAGGAGGAGUGGGGCGGCAGCCUGUGUGCCCAGCGACCUGUCCCCCGAGGAGUGCCAGGAGCUUGAGAACAUCCGGCGACGCAAGCAGGAGCUGCUGGCAGACAUACAGCGCCUGAAAGAUGAGAUAGCAGAGGUGACUAAUGAAAUCGAGAACCUGGGGUCCACAGAAGAGAGGAAAACAAUGCAGAGAAACAAGCAGGUGGCAAUGGGCAGGAAGAAGUUCAACAUGGACCCUAAGAAGGGGAUCCAGUUCUUGAUUGAAAACGACUUGUUGAAGAACACGUGUGAUGACAUCGCCCAGUUUCUCUACAAGGGGGAAGGGCUCAAUAAGACGGCCAUUGGCGAUUACUUGGGCGAAAGAGAUGACUUCAAUAUCCAGGUGUUGCAUGCGUUUGUGGAGCUACAUGAGUUUACUGACCUCAACCUGGUGCAGGCACUGCGGCAGUUCCUCUGGAGCUUCCGGCUGCCAGGGGAAGCUCAGAAGAUUGACAGGAUGAUGGAGGCUUUCGCACAACGAUAUUGCCAAUGCAACCCCGGUGUCUUCCAGUCCACAGAUACUUGUUACGUGCUGUCCUUUGCCAUCAUCAUGCUCAACACCAGCCUACACAACCCCAACGUCAAGGAUAAGCCAACAGUGGAGCGUUUCAUCGCCAUGAACCGUGGCAUCAAUGAUGGCGGAGAUCUGCCUGAGGAGCUGCUCAGGAAUCUCUAUGAGAGUAUAAAAAACGAGCCUUUCAAAAUUCCCGAGGAUGAUGGCAACGACUUGACGCACACCUUCUUCAACCCUGACCGCGAAGGCUGGCUUCUGAAACUUGGAGGUGGACGGGUGAAGACGUGGAAGCGGCGAUGGUUCAUCUUGACAGAUAACUGCCUUUACUACUUUGAGUAUACCACGGACAAGGAACCACGAGGCAUCAUACCACUGGAGAAUCUGAGUAUCCGCGAGGUGGAGGAUUCAAAAAAGCCAAACUGCUUUGAGCUGUAUAUUCCUGACAACAAGGACCAGGUGAUUAAGGCCUGCAAGACUGAGGCAGAUGGGCGUGUGGUGGAAGGGAACCACACUGUGUACCGCAUCUCUGCACCCACCCCAGAGGAGAAGGAAGAGUGGAUCAAGUGCAUCAAAUCUGCCAUCAGCCGGGACCCGUUCUAUGAGAUGCUCGCAGCACGCAAGAAGAAGGUGUCCUCCACCAAGCGACAUUAGUCUCUCUGGUCUACUUGAGCGGUGGCGGCAGCAGCAUUGG